Molecule: messenger RNA, 1258 nt
Organism: Ziziphus jujuba (common jujube)
Lineage: Eukaryota; Viridiplantae; Streptophyta; Magnoliopsida; Rosales; Rhamnaceae
Product: protein BPS1, chloroplastic
Exons: 1
Coding region: 127-1056 (309 amino acids)
Biological process (GO): root development; shoot system development
Source: RefSeq, a predicted model, not a curated record
UUAUUGUUUCUGUUCUGCUAAAGCAAACACAAAUUUUUAAAAGACUUGUAUAUAAAGCACAAGCACCAAAACUUUGUAAAGAACUUUCAAAACUCCUUUUUUUUUUUCUUGGUAUUGUUUUCCAUCAUGGUUCUUUUGGUUCCAAAGAUUGGCAAACUCUAUACCAAACAGGAAAGUCAUCAUCUUGGCUGCAAGUCAGAAGCUUUAUCAUCUGCUUUAGAGGCUUUUAGAUCCGAUGUUUCGAAUGGUUUGAACAAGCUGUCAGUGAAUUCAAAACCCAGGUUGGAAAUUCUAUCAUUUUCAUGGAUUCAGCAAUGUUUUGAGCUCAUCAACAUCAUCAACAAAGCUUUUGCCAAACUAGUUGUGGACAUAGACUGUCCUAUGAACAAAUGGGAAGCUGCUUCUGUGGAAGAAUAUCUGAAAUACAGCUUGAAUUUGCUGGAACUUCUCAAUUCAAUUAGUUUAUCUAUUUCAAAUCUUGGACACUCCAGGCUUAGAAUCUCUCAUGCUUUGAGCCUUGUGGAGGAAUCUCCUUCUUUGGCUAUAGAGAGUCUGAAAGCAAGUCAUACUAUGAAUUCCAGCAAGGAAUUCAAAAGGAAUAUGAAUAAAGAAGAUGGAAAAGAAAAGUCUUACUCAGGAAAGGAAAGAGUCAUCCAUGAAGCUAUGAUUGUUAUGGAGAGCAUGGGAUUUUGGAUAUGUGGGAUUUUGCUAUCUGGUAUAUGUGGGGAUGAAAAGCCAUACUCAGAGAUGAGAAAAUUUUCCAGUCGGUUGGUAGUUUUUUCUUCAUUUCCGAGAUUAGAUUCGAGUAUUUGCGAGGCAAUAAUGGAGAAAAAGAGUGAGUUGGUAGAGUUGAAAGAGCUUAAAGAUGCAGAGGCUUGCCUUGUUGCUGCUAUAACCAUAGGGAAGUACAGAGAUGGAGCUGAGGAAUUGCAAAGAAGAUUAGAGAAAUUUGAGAAGCUGCUGGAGGGUUUAGGUAAGGAAGUAGAUCAUGUUUUCAAGGAGGUUUUGAAUGGAAGAAACCAAUUGCUCAAAAGCCUGCAACAGAGAAAACAAUAAUUUUCAAUUGCUUUAGCUUUUCUUUGUACAAAAAUUUAAUGUUUUAUCUUUCUAUGUAUCUUAUUUGUUUUGAUUGGAAUCGUGUAUAAUCUUCUUCCUCAUAGAAAGACCUUCCAUAUUCUGAAAAAUAGCUAAUAUUCAUGGUGUAAAAUGAUUUUGUGAAUUACCCAAAAAAAAAAAAAAAUGAUUGAUCUUGUGGUUU